Molecule: messenger RNA, 1873 nt
Organism: Motacilla alba alba
Lineage: Eukaryota; Metazoa; Chordata; Aves; Passeriformes; Motacillidae
Product: TOG array regulator of axonemal microtubules protein 2-like
Exons: 11
Coding region: 55-1746 (563 amino acids)
Biological process (GO): microtubule cytoskeleton organization
Cellular component (GO): cilium; cytoplasmic microtubule
Molecular function (GO): microtubule binding
Source: RefSeq, a predicted model, not a curated record
CCACCUGUCACUGGCACAGCUCCUAGUGUGCAGAGAAAACACCCUGGUAGCGCCAUGAAGAAAACGGUCGUGAGAAAGCAGGACAACGUGCCACUGCUGCCCAGUACGCCCACCCUCCGUGGGGAUGACAGCUUCCCACGCAACUCCUCAGUGACCUCGCAGACGGCCACUGGUGCCAAGCGCCGAGAGGAGCCACUGCGUGGGCAUGGGCAGAAGGACAGAGCCUUUUCAAACCCACAGCAGUCCUUGCAGGAGGCACUCUCCAUGCUCGGCAGCGAUGACUGGGAACAGAAGAAGAAGGGACUCUUAAACAUCACACACCUGGCUGAGUCCCAUUCCGAAGUCCUGCUUUGUCGACUUCGUGAGAUUUGCUUGGCAGUUACCAGCGAGGUGACCAACCUGAGGUCCAAGGUGUCGUGCUCUGCAAUUGUCACUCUGGGAGAUCUCUUUGCCAUCUUGAGGAAGGACAUGGACUCCGAGGCGGAUGAGGUUGCUGCGGUCCUUCUCCACAUGGUGUGGAACUCCCCAGAGUUUAUUCAGAAGGCAGCCUGUCAGAGCCUGGGGAUGAUGGUCGAGAACGUGACUCCUGCACGAGCAAUGACUGUUCUCAUGGACAGGGGAGUCAAGAGCCGCUACGUGCAGGUGCGGAAGUGUGCGGCCGAACUGCUCCUGUCCUUGAUGGAGAAAAUGGGAGUCACGAAGCUCGCAGGCACACCCAAGGCUGAGAGGCUGGCAGAGGUGGCAGGGACGCUUGCUCAGGACUGUCACAAGGACACAAGGCAUUAUGGACAGGAGAUGGUGAAGAUGUUACUGACCCAUCAAAAAUUUAAAAAGCUUCUGGAACAAGCUCUUUCCACACAUGACCUGGAAGAUAUCCUGAGAAGAAUUAAGAAGAAAGGGAUGGAAAGCCAGAAGGGUGAAUGCCCACCUGUCAAGGAGCCGGUGGAGGAGAGGAACGAUGGCCCGAAGGAGCCCCAGGACACAUUGCCUUCAAGCAAACGGGUGAAGUCUGCCACUGUUGGACGCCUCCUACGCCGCCCAAAAGCCCAGGUCACAUCACCUGCAGCUGUGAAAGGAAGGGAGGAGCUCCAGAAGCUUUACCAUCUCCUGGAAGCCAAGGGGUUUCAGACACGGAUGGAAGGAGUGGCACUCCUCCUAGACCUGUGCAAAAGCAGCCCCCAGCUGAUCUCCGCCAACAUUGUCCAAAUUUUUGAUCAUUUUGUCCUGAGAAUAUCUGACACUCAUAAGAAAGUGAAGCAGAAGGCGCUGGACGUGCUGGCAGAAAUCAUAGGACUCCUGGCAGAUGCCCUGAACCCGGUGAUGAUCCGUUUGGUUGAAGGGAUAACAAAGAACCUAAACUCCAAGGAUCCCGGGGUUCAUGCCGCAGCUGUGAAGGCACUGGACCAAUCUGUGGUUCAUCUAGAUGAAGUAUCACUGAUGAAAGAGCUCAGCCACCAAUGGAGCCAACUGAGUGGCCAAGCUCUGCUGGAUGUCACAGAGCGGAUCACAGUGCUUGUGGAAUGGGUUUAUGCCAGGAGCCCUGAAGUGGUCCAGCGCUACGCCCUGCCCGUGCUCUGGUCCUGCCUGGAGAACAAGGCGCUGCCUGUCCGAAGCGCCAACGUCUGCGCUGUGGUCACCAAGCUUGCCUGCGCCCUCUGCGAGGCGAUGGGCGCCCAGAUAAUUACUUGUGCUGCCAGCAAGCCUCCACACGUGCAGGACAACCUCUCCAGCCUUUUGGGCUGGUGAAAGCAUCGUGUUCUCCAGAAAGCGGACCAAGUUCUGAGUUGGACACCUCUGGACGUGACAUUUUAGCUGUGCCAAAAAUGACAAUAUACAAAGGAAGGGUGUGCAUCUGCCCCUGCUCUCAUGAUCA